This is a messenger RNA of Cicer arietinum (chickpea), 1322 nucleotides long. RefSeq names its product GDSL esterase/lipase At5g55050-like. The record is from RefSeq and is a predicted model, not a curated record. Gene Ontology annotation, molecular function: hydrolase activity, acting on ester bonds. NCBI's taxonomy places the organism in Eukaryota, Viridiplantae, Streptophyta, Magnoliopsida, Fabales, Fabaceae.
AUGGGAUUAUGCUCUGAGCUGUUUGUUGCCGAUGAUAACAAGGGAACUAACGAGGUUAAGGCUACUACGCCAACAUUAUACAUAUUUGGAGACUCAACAUUUGAUGUUGGAACCAACAAUUUUCUCAACACUAAAACAAAGGCAAAUUCUCCCUAUUUUGGGAUUGAUUUUUCUCAUUCAUUUCCCACUGGAAGGUUUAGCAAUGGUCUCAAUACUGCUGACCAAAUUGCUAGGCAAUUCGGUUUAAAGAAAAGUCCACCACCAUUUUUGGAUUUGGAAAAACUUCAAUACAGUUUCAAGCACAACAUUAUGGUUGGUGUGAAUUUUGCAUCUGGGGGAUCUGGAAUUCUUCGAUAUACAGGGUACAAACAAUCGGGAGAAGUGAUUUACCUUGAAAAGCAGGUGCAACAAUUUGAAUUGGUCAGCGGAAAUAUCACUGAAAUAUUGGGGCCAGCAAAUGCUUCUACUUUUCUUUCAAAAGCUUUGUUUCUAAUUAGCGUUGGUACCAAUGACAUCUUUGAUUAUGAACGUAAUGAAAGUGGCGUUUUUCAUUUGGGUAAGGAAGAAAAUUUGGCUGUUCUACAGCUAAACUAUUACUCUUAUAUAAGGAAACUAUAUGAUUUAGGGGCUCGGAAAUUUGGCAUCCUUAACGUUCCACCCAUAGGAUGUUAUCCUGCUGUAACUUGUAACAAUGGAGGAAAGUGUGUGAAACCACUUAAUGAUUUCGCUGUUGCAUUCAACAAAGCUACUCAAACUCUUCUGCAAAAGUUAAGCUUCGAGUUGGAAGAAUUCGAGUAUUCACUUGCCAACACUUAUGCAAUGUUCAACACCAUGUUAAAAUACCCAUUGGCCUUUGGGUUGAAUGAUACAAAGUCAGCAUGUUGUGGAGUUGGAAAAUUGAAUGGAGAAGGUCCAUGUUUGAAAACCUUGAACGAAAAGCAUUGUGAAAUUGGAAAGUUCAAUGGAGAUGAUUCAUUAUUGAAAUCCUUGAACGACAAACUUUGGGGAAUAGGAAAGUUGUAUAUAGAGAGAGAGGCCCUUUGCAUAAAAGUAUUGAACACCAAUAUUUGUGACAAUCAUGAUGAUCACUUAUUUUGGGAUUGGUUAAAUCUCACUCAAAGAGCUUCAAAGUUGAUAGCUAAUAUGCUAUUUGAGGGAGGGGAUCACUUUGUAUUUCCAAAUAAUUUCAGAGACUUAGUUUCUUCAUUUCAUUUCGACAAUAAUCACCCGUAAGCAAUGUUUUAAAUCAAAACGCUGUCCAAAAAAAGGGCUACAAAUCUCGUAUAUUGGCAAACUUUUGAGUUUUAUUACGAUUUUAUAGU